Ochotona princeps (American pika) is the source of this 844-nucleotide messenger RNA. It is a transcript of the gene EIF1B, whose product is annotated as eukaryotic translation initiation factor 1B. Gene Ontology annotation, molecular function: translation initiation factor activity; ribosomal small subunit binding; RNA binding. The record is from RefSeq and is a predicted model, not a curated record. Gene Ontology annotation, cellular component: eukaryotic 43S preinitiation complex. The coding region runs from base 116 to 457 and encodes 113 amino acids. Lineage: Eukaryota; Metazoa; Chordata; Mammalia; Lagomorpha; Ochotonidae. Gene Ontology annotation, biological process: translational initiation. The transcript is spliced from 5 exons.
GUGGCUCAGGGCCAGGCAAAGCUAUCCCUCCUCCUGCGCAACUGCCUCCUGACACGGUGAUCCGGGCGGGCCCCGCAGGCAUUUUAUCCCCUCACCGGCCUCACACUAGUGUCGCAUGUCCACUAUCCAGAACCUCCAAUCCUUCGACCCCUUUGCUGAUGCAACUAAGGGUGACGACUUACUCCCGGCAGGGACCGAGGAUUACAUUCAUAUAAGGAUCCAGCAACGGAACGGCCGGAAGACGCUGACCACUGUGCAGGGCAUCGCAGAUGACUAUGACAAAAAGAAACUUGUGAAAGCUUUCAAAAAGAAAUUUGCUUGUAAUGGUACUGUGAUCGAACAUCCCGAGUACGGGGAGGUCAUUCAGCUUCAAGGUGACCAGAGGAAAAACAUUUGCCAAUUUCUCUUGGAGGUUGGCAUUGUCAAGGAGGAGCAGCUGAAGGUUCAUGGAUUCUAAAAUGAACCUAGACACGCCAAGGAUUUCUUGAAUCAUUUUGUCGUCUAAACCCAGUUUGGCUGCCUUGUGAGAUGAACCUCUGCGGUACACGGACUUUCCCUUUAUUUAAUCCCUCACAGCUCCAUCCACGCGUGCAUGGUUACAGGGAACACGGGGCAGGUAGGCUAGUCACACAUAAGAAAAUUGCAGUAAGAUGGUAACAAGACCCCGUAUUCAUCUUUAACAUGUUUCCAAUGGAAAAUAUUUUGUUUUGAGUGUUUGUUUAUUGUUCGGUUUAUUACUUUUCACUUGAUUAAAUGUUUUGUUGUAUUAAACCAUGUAUGUUGCAGCCUAACAAUAAAAAGGAAAAAAACACCCCAUGGAUCCUUUCGUGAGGGAUCAUGCUGA